Cololabis saira (Pacific saury) is the source of this 4786-nucleotide messenger RNA. RefSeq names its product guanylate cyclase 2Ca (gene gucy2ca). The record is from RefSeq and is a predicted model, not a curated record. Bases 382 to 3648 code for a protein of 1088 amino acids. Gene Ontology annotation, molecular function: guanylate cyclase activity; ATP binding; protein kinase activity. Lineage: Eukaryota; Metazoa; Chordata; Actinopteri; Beloniformes; Belonidae. Gene Ontology annotation, biological process: cGMP biosynthetic process; intracellular signal transduction; receptor guanylyl cyclase signaling pathway. The transcript has 27 exons.
AGCCAGGUUAGAGGAAUAUCGAUCUCACGCUCUAACUUCAGCAGAAAAAGAAGUAGAAUUGUUUCUAUUUUUGUCUUCAAUCUAAUUUUUCUGUUGAAUUACCAGAUUUGAGGGUGGGAUCUUCCUCAAAAGCGUGUUUUGUCUCUUAUCUGGAUGUUGGAUAGUAAAUCAAAAGACAGGUGCAACUUCUGCUUAUUCACCGAGGAGACCUGCUCACUUCUGGUUUUGGAUCUAUUUCAUGAACAAAGAGGAUCUAUUCUGGCGGACAAAUGUAGAAACUGACUUCCUCCAAGUUAUCUGUAGCACCUUAUUCAUUAUUGACAUGUAGAAAGUGGAAAAGACAGAAUUUUAAGAAACAAGGGAAAGUCUCGAGUAUCAAGAAUGUACAGCCCGAGUGUAUUGGUCCUGGGAGCGCUGAUAAUGAUGGUGGUGGCCAACAACAUGCUGGAUGACUGUUUGAAGUCCGAGCGUAAAUACAUCAUGAAUGUUGUACUGCUGGAAGACAACACGUACGAAUGGAGUCGUCCGUUUGUGGAGGCCGCCGUGAAAGAAGCCAUUGAAGAGGAUAGAAAGGAGAACAUCAAAAAUGGCUUAAACUUCACUUUGACGGCCAACUACAAUGGUUUCAACACCACCGUGUACAACAGGCAGGGCUGUGGGAGCAGCACCUGUGAGGGGGUGGCCAUACUCAAAAAGCUUCAUAGUACUGACGAAGUUGGAUGUAUCAUGCUGGGACCUUCCUGCACUUAUGCCACUUUCCAGUUAGUAGAUCAAGACCUUGGCUUGACCCUGAGCAUUCCCAUCAUCUCUGCCGGGAGCUUUGGUGUCUCCUGUAACUAUAAACCCAACCUGACCCGCAUUCUGCCUCCAGCCCGAAAAGUCUCCGACGCACUUGUGACCUUUAUGAAGCAAAAGCUGGAAUUUAAGGAUGUUUGGAACAAAGUCUACAUCUAUAAGAAGACUGUCAAUUAUACUGAAGACUGCUUCUGGUACAUCAAUGCAUUGGAGGCAGCUUCUCUCAACUUUAGCAGAGAAACAAAUAGAGAGAUGCUACGUAGUGAAUAUGAACUGAACAAGGCCUUGCUUUCUUCAACGAGACACAGCAACAUUUUCAUUUUAUGUGGGAGCGUACUUGACAUUAUUUCGAUACAGGAGAACCACAAAGAAAAACUUCACGAAGACAUCAUGUUUAUUCUCAUCGACCUUUACACUCCUCACUACCAUGUCAACACAACAUCCACUCCGGGUAUGGAAAAAGUGGUGGUUGUCACUCUGCCAGAGAGGAAUUAUCAUGCCCACGGAUCAAAUUUGUCCAGUAACAGCACGAUCAACGACUACGUGGCUGGAUACUACGACGGGGCUCUGCUAUUAGGCAAAGCACUUAGAGAACGGAUGCUCAAGAACACAACGCAGCGAAACAUGGAGACGACUGACGAGCUUCAAAGUGUCCACCCGUUUGGAAACGUUUCUUUUAGUGGUAUGGGAGGACACUACAUGCUUGAUGAGCACGGUGACAGAGAUGUCAACGUCUCCUUCAUUUACACAUCAGCCGACACCGGCAAGUACCAAACCUUGUUGGUGAUCGAUACAUCCCGAAAUAUAACAGUGAUGAAUAAAACGGCCCAGGACCCCACCUUGCCUUGGAGCAAUAAUCGUCUGCCUCGUGAUGAACCUACAAGGUCAAACGCUUUAACUGAUCAGGAUGUGAUUGUGAUUGUUUUGGGUGUCAGUGUCGUGGUGGUAACAGUCAUCGCGCUCAUCUUCUACAGACAGAACAGAAAAGAGCGUCUUAUGCAGAAGAAGUGGUCCCACAUUGAUCCGCACCUGAUUGGUCCUCUGGAUGAGAAGGAGAUAAAUCUCAAGAUUGAUGGAGACAAGAGGAGGGACAGUACGUAUUACACUCAUCGAGGCCUUUACGACAAGAAGCCAGUAAUCUUGAAAGAGCUCAAACACCCAGAUGGGAACUUCAACAAGAAGCAGAAAAUUGAUCUUAAUAUGUUGAUGCACAUUGACUACUACAACCUCACCAAGUUUUAUGGCACCGUGAGUUUCGAGUAUGGCUUGUUCGGCGUGUUUGAGUUGUGUCAGAGAGGCUCCCUCAGGUACAUUCUUAAUGACAGGAUAUCGUACCCUGAUGAAACCUUCCUGGACAUGGAAUUCAAGAUAUCUGUCAUGUAUGACAUUGCAAAGGGCAUGUCGUAUCUUCACUCAAGUAAUAUUCAGGUCCAUGGUCGCCUGAAAUCCACCACCUGCGUUGUGGACAACCGCAUGGUGGUGAAGAUCACAGACUUUGGCUGCAACACCAUCCUGGAGCCGGGCAGAGAUGUGUGGACAGCCCCAGAACACCUUCGCAAAGACGGGGUGUCCCAGAAAGGUGACGUUUACAGCUACAGCAUCAUCGCCCAUGAGAUCAUUUUGAGGGCACCGCCCUUCUACACACAUUCGUGCUCUUCCAAUGCCGAGAAAAUGGACAGGGUGCAGUAUCCCAGAGGUAACAACUUCUUCAGACCUGACUUCACCCUCGAAGGUGCAUCAGACAGAGAGAUUGAGCUAUACAUACUGAUCAAGAACUGCUGGGAUGAAGACCCUGAACGGAGACCAGAUUUCAAAAAAAUAGAAUUAACGCUGGGAAAGAUUUUCAGUAACCUGCACAACCAAGCCACUGAGACGUACAUGGACAACCUGAUCCGCCGUCUGCAGAUGUACUCCAAAACUCUGGAGCACCUGGUGGAGGACAGGACGGCUCUGUACAAAGCUGAGAGGGACCGAGCGGAUCACCUGAACUUCAUGCUGCUGCCCCGCCCAGUGGUGCGGUCCCUGAAGGAGACGGGCAGAGUGGAGCCGGAGCUGUUUGAGGAGGUGACCAUCUACUUCAGCGACAUUGUGGGAUUCACCACGCUCUGCCACUACAGCACGCCCAUGGAGGUGGUCGACAUGCUCAACGAGAUCUACAAGAACUUUGACAGCAUCUUGGACCAUCAUGACGUCUACAAGGUAGAGACGAUAGGAGAUGCGUACAUGGUUGCAUCAGGAUUACCUAAAAGAAAUGGUGACAAGCAUGCCGUGGACAUUGCCCACAUGGCCCUGGACAUCUUGUCAUUUUUGGGGACUUUUGAGUUGCAACAUCUACCUGGAAUCCCUCUCUGGAUCCGUAUUGGAGUGCAUUCAGGUCCGUGUGCAGCAGGAGUGGUUGGAAACAAGAUGCCUCGUUACUGUCUCUUUGGAGACACGGUCAACACAGCCUCACGCAUGGAGUCUACAAGCCAGCCCCUGAGAAUUCAUGUGAGCCAGUCCACCAUCAACAUCCUGGAGAGGACAGAGUGCGAGUUUGAGUUUGAAAAAAGAGGAGAGACGUACCUAAAGGGAAAAGGAAAAGAGAUGACGUACUGGUUAACUGGAACGACUGGAGGGAAAUACAACCUGCAGACACCACCAACAGCGGAGAACUUCCAGCGGCUCCAGCAGGAUCUUGCAGACAUGAUCGUGUCCAGUCUGAAGAAACGUGGAGGAGGAAGAGACAGCUUUAAAAAAAGGAAGACCCUGUCCACCAAAAUCCAUUGCAGAGAAACCAACAACAGCCUGCAGACGGAAAGCCCUCCAGAGUACUUCCACCUGGCCGUCACUGAGAACCCCAGUACCAACAUGUGACUGCAGUGAAGAUAUCUGUAAAAUAGGACUUGUUGAAGAGGUUUGUCACAGACUGAAUCAGUGGGUCUUUUUGUAAAGAAAACGCAGGAGCAGCAAGGGAGAAUGCAGGUGAGACUAAUGUGCUGAUGUUUACCAUCUAAAAUGAAACAGAUUCUUUACAGUAAUGUGUUUCACUGAUCAUCAGUAGGAAAAGCCCCUUUAUACUGAGAUUUGUAAUCCUUUAUGUUGGGGACGCCCUGGUCUCUGCUCUCGCUGCACUGGAGGGAUGACUCUUUGACCAGAUGGAUGUAUUUUAUGAGCAGCAGAGAAGCCGCUCCCUUCUUUUCCUCGAAAAUGACACCGUUCGGGCAGAAGAAUAUUGUGUGGGACUGAUAUAUUUUGACUCAACACUUCACUGUUUCUUGAGUGACACACCUUUUCACAACACAGGAGACGUUUAGGAGAUGUUUGUUAGUUUAAACGGGCUGUGGUGUUAACUGUGUUUGGGGUUGUUAAUCUGAGACAUUUUCAAUUUCCACCAAACUGAAAAUAUUUAGGAAGAUUUAUCUUUUUAAAAGUUUCAAAUAAAAGUGGUAUAGAUUUAAAUGACUCAUAUAUUUUACCCCAAAAUAAUUUGUAACAUGAAGUGACGGUAAUAAUUUGCUUGUAUAACUAGAUAGAUCUUGAGCUUUGAUUAAACAAGAGGGUACUUUUUACGCAAAAAGAUAUCCAGAUGAGGAGUGGAAAUACUGAAUGUACUCUUCUUUACUUUGAAAACACAUUUUCUGUGUAUGUUUCAAUGUUUCUGUUGGAAGCUCAUUGAUUGAAAAGUUUGAAAAUUAUUUACCAUGUAAAUAAGCUUUUUCUGCUGCAAAGACACGUGAACUACAUUCACCCGCAAAACUUUUAUGGGGCACCUUUUAUAGACAUUUUUCCUAUAAUGAAUCUAAAGUAUCGCGAGUGUAUAUGCAGUUGGACAUCUCCAGACAGAGUCUAAAGUACCACUGGAGUAACUCAGCACCACUUUCAUAGUCUUUACUCCAGCCAGGUGAAUCUAAUAACUUGUCCAGUGGGUGUAGAUCUGUGUUGUAGCUCAACAAUGCUACCUUGUUUUCAGAGCAUCUGAAAAUAUCUCUGAUGAUUUAUUUUUUGUGUUUUA